AUGUGGACCAUCAAACAAGGAUAUUGGUAUCGAUUAUUGUUGGCAGCCACGAUCUUAUCGGGGCACGUUAAUGCAGAAAAGCAAAAACGGCAGAUCUUUCGAGAACAAGUGUUACCAGCAUUGGGUGGUAAGAUUCCGGAAGAAGCUUUCCGAACGGAUCGCUUGGCGUUGAAUCGAUUGAACAAGGAAGGUAUCACUGUCCCGGAUGGUGUCAUCUUGGAUGCUCGGCACAUACACAAGCAUCCUCAUCCCGAUCAAAGGGUGCCAGAAGUAGUAAAAGUCUAUCUAUCGUCGGAUGGUCGAUACGUAUCGCCGGAAGGUCGAGCAUAUUACAAUCCAUCAAAAACCGUCGAUACAACUUACGUUAUACGAAGGCCGUUUACGCACACAAACUAUAGAACGUCGAAUAAUUUCGAAAAUAUUAAAUUCCAAAAUUAUCCUAAGCCACAAGCCUACUCCAAUUACAGAUUCUUGCCAAUCGCACCAUCCGUCAAGCCGAGCGUUUACAAACCCGUCAUAACGCCUUUAACGCUUCCGGCUGACAGCGAUCUGUUCGAUUUACCAACCUGGGACACGGAAUACGAUUGGGACGCUGUAUACGAACCGUACGAUGAAUUCUUCGUCAAUAAUAUCGCACUGUUCAAUUCGCAUCAGAUCAUCACGGAUUAUCAAGCGUUCCUCAACGAGUUCUAUGGCCGAUCGCUGAGACACAGUGACAGGAAUCAACAGUAUCGCCAAGAUCGAAAGUAUCAGGAAUCGAAAUUAUCAACGGCUUAUCAAAAAGUCAGGUCACACAUCGCCAAUUCUCACAAUUCCGAUUCUGCCUAUACGAGUCUCACGUCUAUCCCGAAAACCAGUUUUUCCUGCCGCGGAAGGAAGGGAGUGUUUGCCGACGUCGAAACCAAAUGUCAAGUGUUUCACGAUUGCUCAGAUUGGUCGAAGGUAUCUUCCCUGUGUCCACCAGGAACUGCGUUUUGCGAAGCAAAUAAGCGCUGCGAAUGGUUCGAUACGGUACGAUGCAAUCUCACAGUGGAAACUGGUCCAGUUUCGUUCAUAUUCAAACUCAGUGCGGUCAUGCGGAGAAGUUGCUGCGUCCUCCCUGUACUAUUGCUCGCUAUUAUGCUGGCAGCGCCUUCUUCUACCAUCCAGGUCCAGGAACGGCUGCCGGUGGAUGAUUAUUACGAUGAAUAUCAAAAUUUCCAACCGGUAGUGGGAUUUCGUCAACCCAUCGUCGUGAAAGAAGAGCCCAAGAAAGAGCAGGACUUUAGCAAGAUCCCUGGAAUUCCCGGGGUAGAUUAUCCCAUUUAUCAUACAGUGCCGCCAACGAGUUUUUCCUGCGCACAUGUCCCGGUCGUACCAGGAAUGUAUGCAAACGUAGAAACGGGUUGUCAGGGAUAUCACAUUUGUCACGACGGACGAGAAGGACAUCAGGGAGCCUCCUUCUUAUGUACUAAUGGAACACUUUUUAACCAGCACGAAUUUGCAUGCGAUUGGUGGUAUAAUGUUAAUUGCGCCGAUGCUCCAUCCCUUUACAGGCUAAACGCGGAUCCAUUAAAAAAUCCAUACGUACCAAAGGAGACAAAGGAUGCGAUACGAGAAAGACUAAAGAUUGUCGUAAUUUAAACAAUUAUGCGUAUAGCGCUAGCUAAUUCGGCCUUUCAGCAUACACGCACACAAAUCGUUCAUAACUGCUUUGCCCAGCAAUUAAUUAAAAAAAUAAAGAGAUAAGCAGUUAA
Messenger RNA from Ooceraea biroi (clonal raider ant), 1736 nucleotides. RefSeq lists its product as uncharacterized. The record is from RefSeq and is a predicted model, not a curated record. Gene Ontology annotation, molecular function: chitin binding. NCBI's taxonomy places the organism in Eukaryota, Metazoa, Arthropoda, Insecta, Hymenoptera, Formicidae. Gene Ontology annotation, cellular component: extracellular region.